Spinacia oleracea (spinach) is the source of this 966-nucleotide messenger RNA. Its product is annotated as protein FAR1-RELATED SEQUENCE 5-like. The record is from RefSeq and is a predicted model, not a curated record. The coding region runs from base 1 to 966 and encodes 321 amino acids. The transcript has 3 exons. NCBI's taxonomy places the organism in Eukaryota, Viridiplantae, Streptophyta, Magnoliopsida, Caryophyllales, Amaranthaceae. Gene Ontology annotation, molecular function: zinc ion binding.
AUGGGUGGAAAUCCCCCAAUAACCAUUAUGACAGACCAAGCUCCAUCCAUUGCUGCCUGGAUAAGGAAUGUUUUUCCAGAUGCUAGACAUAGAUUAUGUACAUGGCAUAUUGGGGAGAUUUCAAAGAAGCAUAUUGGGCAAUAUAGAGCUUUAGAUGGUUUUUGUGACACUUUCAGUUAUCUCCUGAAAAUGUUGACUCACUAUAAAUGCGCUGAAAAUCCAUGGUUGAAGAAUUUAUAUACAAUCAGAGAGAUGUGGUGUCCUGCUUAUUCUAAGAACUAUUGGUCUGGUGGUGUUUUAUCAUCACAAUGUUGUGAAACUACCAACAAGUCAGUUUCCCAUCGACUUAAUAAGACACAAGGAUUAUGUGAUUUUUAUCAUGUUUUUUUGGAUGUUAUUUCUGAGUGGAGGAGCAAACAGAAUGGUCAUGAUUACAGAAAUUGGAAAGGUAGACCAGAAGUUGCUGCUAAAAAUUGCAGAAUUCUUCUUCAUGCGAGAACGAUUUACACUAUAGAAGCAUAUGUGUUGUUUGAAGAACAAUUUCUUAAAGGGAUGGCAUGUUCUCAAGAAGAAAAACGCGGAAACACAACCAUAGAGAAAAGUUAUUAUGUGUGGAGGCCUAAAAAAGACUUGAUUAAACAUGAAGUUCGGUUUAACCAAGAGACUUUUGUUGUGGAUUGUACUUGUCAGUACUUUACUGAAAUGGGUUUUUUAUGUUCUCAUUUGCUUCGUGUUUAUCAUGCGCAUUGUAACCCAAAGAUUCCCAAUCUUUAUAUAUUGAAGAGGUGGACAAAAGCGGCUAUGUGCAGUCAUUUGGUUGAAGAUGAUGGUGAAAAUUCCAAUAUAGUCGCGACUUCUGUUUGGAGGGAACAAACCCUUAGGAAUUUUGGUAGGCUGGUUGAUGCUUCUUUUCCGAAGCCACCUCUAAAAUAUUUUAGAAGAGUUGCUGUUGUUGAUAAAAUGUAG